This is a messenger RNA of Meriones unguiculatus (Mongolian gerbil), 4706 nucleotides long. RefSeq names its product transient receptor potential cation channel subfamily M member 5 (gene Trpm5). Gene Ontology annotation, biological process: calcium ion transmembrane transport. The transcript is spliced from 25 exons. NCBI's taxonomy places the organism in Eukaryota, Metazoa, Chordata, Mammalia, Rodentia, Muridae. Gene Ontology annotation, molecular function: calcium-activated cation channel activity; ligand-gated calcium channel activity. The record is from RefSeq and is a predicted model, not a curated record. The coding region runs from base 1 to 3609 and encodes 1202 amino acids. Gene Ontology annotation, cellular component: membrane.
AUGCCGGGAGUUCGAGAGGCCACCAUGCAGACUGCCCAGAGCUCCUGCCCCGGCAGCCCCCCAGACACUGGAGAUGGAUGGGAGCCAGGCCUGUGCAGAGGAGAGGUCAACUUUGGAGGGUCCGGGAAGAAACGAGGCAAGUUUGUGAAGGUGCCAAGCAGUGUGGCCCCCUCCAUGCUCUUUGAACUCCUGCUUACCGAGUGGCACCUGCCAGCCCCCAACCUGGUGGUGUCCCUUGUGGGUGAGGAGCGGCCUUUUGCUAUGAAGUCCUGGCUCCGGGAUGUCCUGCGCAAAGGGCUCGUGAAAGCGGCUCAGAGCACAGGUGCCUGGAUCCUGACCAGUGCCCUCCGUGUAGGCCUGGCCCGCCAUAUUGGGCAGGCUGUACGUGAUCAUUCUCUGGCUAGCACAUCCACCAAGGUCCGUGUAGUGGCUAUCGGAAUGGCCUCUCUGGAUCGAAUCCUUCACCGUCAACUUCUAGAUGGUGCCCAGGUUAGUGGCAGCGCUGAAGCCUUGCCCAGGGCCCCAGCAUGGCCUGCACAGCACAGCAAGGCCCAGCCCAGACUGCUCCUGAGGCCUCUGCCUCUCCAUGUCUUCUUGGCACAGGAGGAUACCCCCAUCCACUACCCUGCAGAUGAGGGCGGCAUCCAGGGACCCCUCUGCCCCCUGGACAGCAAUCUCUCCCACUUCAUUCUUGUGGAGCCAGGCGCCCUUGGGAGUGGAAACGACGGGCUGGCAGAGCUGCGGCUGGGCCUGGAGAAGCACAUCUCUCAGCAGAGGACAGGUUAUGGCGGCACCAGCAGCAUCCAGAUACCUGUCCUUUGUCUGCUGGUCAAUGGUGACCCCAGUACUCUGGAGAGGAUUUCCAGGGCAGUGGAGCAGGCUGCCCCAUGGCUGAUCCUGGCAGGUUCUGGGGGCAUUGCUGAUGUGCUCGCUGCCCUGGUGAGCCAGCCUCAUCUCCUGGUGCCCCAGGUGGCUGAGAAGCAGUUCAGAGAGAAAUUCCCCGGCGAGUGUUUCUCUUGGGAAGCCAUUGUGCACUGGACGGAGCUGCUACAGAACAUUGCUGCGCACCCCCACCUGCUCACCGUGUACGACUUUGAGCAGGAGGGUUCCGAGGACCUGGACACCGUCAUCCUCAAGGCACUUGUGAAAGCGUGCAAGAGCCACAGCCAAGAGGCCCAAGACUACCUGGACGAGCUCAAGUUGGCCGUAGCCUGGGACCGCGUGGACAUUGCCAAGAGCGAGAUCUUCAGUGGGGACGUGGAAUGGAAGUCUUGCGACCUGGAAGAGGUGAUGACAGAUGCUCUGGUGAGCAACAAGCCUGACUUCGUGCGCCUCUUUGUGGAUAGCGGUGCUGACAUGGCUGAGUUCUUGACAUAUGGGCGGCUGCAGCAGCUUUACCACUCCGUGUCCCCCAAGAGCCUCCUCUUUGAACUGCUGCAGCGUAAGCAUGAGGAGGGUCGGCUGACACUGGCUGGCCUGGGUGCCCAGCAGGCCCGGGAGCUGCCCAUUGGGAUGCCUGCCUUCUCACUUCAUGAGGUCUCCCGUGUACUCAAAGAUUUCCUGCAUGAUGCCUGCCGUGGCUUCUACCAGGAUGGGCGCAGGAUGGAGGAGAGAGGGCCACCCAAGCGGCCCGCAGGCCAGAAGGGGCUCUUGGACCUCAGUCGUAAGAGUGAGGACCCUUGGAGGGACCUGUUUCUCUGGGCUGUGCUGCAGAACCGUUAUGAGAUGGCCACAUACUUCUGGGCCAUGGGCCGGGAGGGUGUGGCUGCUGCUCUGGCUGCUUGCAAGAUCAUAAAGGAAAUGUCCCACCUGGAGAAGGAGGCGGAGGUGGCCCGUACCAUGCGUGAGGCCAAGUAUGAGCAGCUGGCCCUGGAUCUCUUCUCUGAGUGCUACAGCAACAGUGAGGACCACGCCUUUGCCCUGCUGGUGCGCAGGAACCACAGCUGGAGCAGGACCACUUGCCUGCACCUGGCCACUGAAGCUGAUGCCAAGGCCUUCUUUGCCCAUGAUGGUGUGCAAGCAUUCCUGACCAAGAUCUGGUGGGGAGAUAUGGCCACAGGCACGCCCAUCCUACGGCUGCUGGGUGCCUUCACCUGCCCAGCCCUCAUCUACACCAACCUCAUCACCUUCAGUGAGGAUGUCCCACAGAGGGUGGGCCUGGAAGAUCUGCAGGAGCCAGACAGCUUGGAUGUGGAAAAGAGCUUCCUGUGCAGCCAGGGCGGCCAACUGGAGAAACUGACAGAGGCACCGAGGGCUCCAGGAGACCUCGGCCCACAAGCUGCCUUUCUGCUCACACGGUGGCGGAAGUUCUGGGGCGCUCCUGUGACCGUGUUCCUGGGGAACGUGGUCAUGUACUUCGCAUUCCUCUUCCUGUUCACCUAUGUCCUGCUGGUGGACUUCAAGCCACCUCCCCAGGGACCAUCUGGGUCUGAGGUUACCCUCUAUUUCUGGGUGUUCACCCUGGUGCUGGAGGAAAUCCGACAGGGCUUCUUCACAGACGAGGACACACACCUGGUGAAGAAGUUCACUCUGUAUGUUGAAGACAACUGGAACAAGUGUGACAUGGUGGCCAUCUUCCUGUUCAUUGUUGGCGUCACCUGUAGGAUGCUGCCCUCGGUGUUUGAGGCUGGCCGUACUGUUUUGGCCAUUGACUUCAUGGUGUUCACACUUCGGCUCAUCCAUAUCUUCGCCAUUCACAAGCAGCUGGGUCCUAAGAUCAUCAUUGUAGAGCGGAUGAUGAAGGAUGUCUUCUUCUUCCUCUUUUUCCUGAGCGUGUGGCUUGUGGCUUAUGGCGUGACCACCCAGGCCCUGCUGCACCCCCAUGACGGCCGUCUGGAGUGGAUUUUCCGCCGAGUGCUAUACCGGCCUUACCUGCAGAUCUUUGGGCAAAUCCCUCUGGAUGAGAUUGAUGAGGCCCGUGUGAACUGUUCCCUUCACCCUCUGUUGCUGAAAAGCUCGGCUUCUUGCCCCAACCUCUAUGCCAACUGGCUUGUCAUUCUCCUGCUGGUCACUUUCCUGCUGGUCACUAAUGUGCUACUCAUGAACCUUCUGAUUGCCAUGUUCAGCUAUACAUUCCAGGUGGUACAGGGCAAUGCGGACAUGUUCUGGAAGUUUCAGCGCUACCACCUCAUUGUUGAAUACCAUGGUCGACCAGCCUUGGCCCCGCCCUUCAUCCUGCUCAGCCACCUGAGUCUGGUUCUCAAGCAGGUCUUCAGGAAGGAAGCCCAGCACAAGCGGCAACAUCUGGAAAGGGACUUGCCUGACCCCUUGGACCAGAAGAUCAUUACCUGGGAAACAGUCCAGAAAGAGAACUUCCUGAGUACCAUGGAGAAACGGAGGAGGGACAGCGAGGGGGAGGUGCUGAGGAAAACGGCACACAGAGUUGACUCCAUUGCCAAAUACAUUGGAGCACUGAGAGAGCAAGAAAAGAGGAUCAAGUGUCUGGAAUCACAGGCUAACUACUGUAUGCUCCUCCUGUCCUCCAUGACCGACUCGGCAGCUCCAGGAGGCACCUACUCAAACUCUCAGAACUGUGGUCGCAGGAGUCAGCCAGCCUCUGCUAGAGACAGGGAGUACCUAGAGGCUGGCUUGCCACCCUCAGACAACUGACAUGGAGAAACCACUUGUCCUAGAGACCCAGGCCUGGCCAUCUUGAACUUUUGGGACACAUCAACCUCCCCUCUCCCCCAACUCCCAGCAGCCCCCAGGAACAGUCUUCAAGGCCUUGCCACAGACCACUUCUUGGACAUCCCUUCCUAUGAGAAUCAUCUCCCUUGAUACCUAUUUGGGAGGCCCAGUGUAAUCUUCUGAAGUAGGAGUUUUUUCAUGUCCUACCUAGAGCUUUUACUGUGUUGAACUGGACACCUGGAACCGGCCAACUCCCUCAGAGGACAUCAUCUGCCUAGCCCUAGCCUGUCUACCCUGAGUUCUUAAGAAACCAACCUCUUAAACACUAACGGUUUCUUUUUGCCCUUAAAGACCCUUCAUCGGCUGACCAGCUUCUAGAAGGCAGGGUCCACCGUAAUCAGCUUCCACCCUUCUGGCCCCACAGCAUUGUGUGUCCAUUCUGGCAGUAACCCCAAAAUACUAUUCAAGGGUACCUGAUGGUACUUUAUUUUCUAUAAUGCCUGUAGACCACCUCAACUCAGCUGGAUCACAGGGGUCACUGAACAUAUAUUUCAAACAUCUGGGGUGCAUGGAGGGCUAUCUGACCCAUCAGCUGGCAUCUUGAUUCCUUCCAUUGCUCCUCAAUGAAAUGACCACCCAGGCUGGUUCCUCAUUUUUAGGAGGAACUCAAGCCCUGCAAUGGGGAGUGCAGAGGCUAGGGCAGACUUGAUGCUUAGCAGGCUAGGGCAGACUUGAUGCUUAGCAGGCUAGGCUAGGCUAGGCUAGCUAUGUUGGUCCAAGUCUAUGGCCACAACAUGAAGUACUCACUCAUUUAUCUUCCGUACAUCCUUCUCUUCCUCCCUGGCCCAGCUUCAGCUGAAUGAUGUAGAUAUCAGCCUGUAGCAUCAGCUAUGUCCUACACAGAAGUCACAAGUCCUGGAGACAUACACCCAGGACAUCAGCUAUAAGCUGGUUCACAAUCUACCCUCUUCCAAUAACCUGUAGUCUGCACAGGCCUAAUGCUGAGACUGCACUGGUUUCUGGGGGGCCAGAUUUUGCUCAUCCAGCAUCAUUAGGGACACACAGCUGCAUGUGGCUAG